Messenger RNA from Scomber japonicus (chub mackerel), 1332 nucleotides. RefSeq names its product protein FAM200A-like. The transcript is spliced from 2 exons. The record is from RefSeq and is a predicted model, not a curated record. The coding region runs from base 1 to 1332 and encodes 443 amino acids. Lineage: Eukaryota; Metazoa; Chordata; Actinopteri; Scombriformes; Scombridae.
AUGAAGCCAGCCAAUUUACUGCGGCACCAGAGCACCAAGCACUCGGGAAAUGUAGGUAAAAAUGAUGAAUAUUACAAAAGAAAGCUGUCGGAAUUUAAGUCAAGUCAGACUGUAAUGAUGAAAGCCACAACUGUGUCAAGCAAAGCACUGCAGGCGUCUUAUGCGGUGUCUAUGCUUGUGGCUAAAUCAAAAAAGCCUCACUCAAUUGUUGAAGAGCUAAUUCUCCCUGCAGCGAUUGCUAUGGCUGAAAUUAUGAUUGACAAGAAAGCAGCUGACGAACUGAAGAAAGUCCCCCUGUUGAACAACACCGUGUCCCGUCGGAUCGAUGAUAUGUCUGAUGAUAUUACUGAACAAGUCGUUAACAAAAUAAAACAAGCCGGUCAGUUCGCUUUGCAGCUGGAUGAAAUGACAGAUGUGAGUGGAGAUGCUCAGCUCCUGGCCUUCGUUCGUUACAAAGAUGUGUCGGACAUCAACGAGCAUAUUUUAUUUUGCAAGAGGCUGCCAGGAAAGACAACUGGGGAAGAAAUGUUCCACGUUAUAGACAGCUUUUUCAAAGAGCAUGAUGUGCAGUGGAAAACCUGCAGCCACAUCUGUACCGAUGGCGCGGCUGCGAUGACUGGAAGCGUAAAGGGACUGUUUGGACAUGUCAAAAAGCACCGGCAUCCUCUUGCUGCAGUGUUUGAGGAUGCGCAGUGGGUGGCGCGCCUGGCAUAUCUCGCUGAUGUGUUUACCAAACUUAACAAGCUCAACCUAUCACUUCAGGGGAAAGAGUCACACAUCCUGAAAAUGUACGACAGAGUUCAAGGUUUCACAAAAAAGCUCAAACUAUGGGAGAGGAAAUGUGAUGAGGGAGACGUGAGGUGUUUCCCACUACUCGAUGCCCAUCUUGCCACCACUGAUGUUGCCAGGGCUCCAGUGGUGAAACUGGUGCAAGCACAUCUGUCCAAACUCUGCACCGAUUUCAACCAUUAUUUUCCGGACAUUGAAGAAAAGUCUGAAAGACUGGAUUGGGUGAGGGACCCAUUCAUUGUGAGUGAGAGCAGCAACCAUCUUCCUGCAAGGCUGAAAAUCGCAUACCCUCAAAAGACAUUGACUGAGUUUCAGUGUGAUGUGGAGAAGGAAUAUCCUGAACUGGGAAAACAUGCACUGAUUGAACUUUUGCCUUUUGGCUCAACUUAUAUGUGUGAGGUGACCUUCUCAGCUUUGACACACAUUAAAACCAAACAGAGGAACAGGCUGGAUGUGGAGAGUAGCCUGGUAACUGCUGUUUCCACACUGUCCCCAGACCUAUCAAAGCUUAUGAAAAACAAGCAAGCUCAAGUGUCUCAUUAA